AUGGCGGCGACGACAACGCAGCCGCCCUCGCCGCUUCCGCCGGCCGGCGAGGUGAUCGAGGUGGAGAACUCGGAGCCGGGCUCGCCGGACGCCGGCAGCCGGAGCAGCGGCAGCGGCCGGAGCUCGUCGGAGUACUCAGGGUGGGUCUACCACCUCGGCGUCAACUCCAUCGGUCACGAGUACUGCCACCUCCGCUUCCUCGUCAUCCGCGGCAAGUGCGUCGCCAUGUACAAGCGCGACCCGCACGACAACCCGGGACUCGAACCUAUCCGAAAGGGUUUUGUCAGUCACACUCUUGUGGUGGAGGAGGUUGGUCGCAAAAAGGUCAAUCACGGGGAUGUUUAUGUCUUGAGGUUGUACAGUAGAUUGGAUCAAACGAAGAAAGGAGAGAUUGCGUGUGCAACUCCUGGUGAAGCUCAAAAAUGGACUGAAGCAUUUGAGCAGGCUAAACAACAGGCUGAGUAUGACCUGACAAGAGGGGCUAACUGGAACAGAUUGCAGAGUGAAAACGAGUUUAAUCUCGAUGGGCAUCGACGUCGGGUAAGAAGAGGCUUGGGGAAACUUGUACGCAUUGGCAAAGGACCAGAAAUGCUCCUUCGGCAGUCCUCCGAUCUUCAAAGCCAUGAAAGGGUUAACACAAACUUUGGAGGUGAUACUGGAGAUGCACUUGAAGCACAUGAAUGGAGAUUUGUUCGAACAUUAAAUGGAAUUAGAAUUUUUGAAGAUAUUGCAAACUCAAAGGGUGGAAAGGGGAUACUUCUCAAGUCUAUUGGCGUGGUUGGUGCAAAUCCUGACAGUGUGUUUGAAAUGGUUCUCAGUCGGGAUAAGCAUAAGCGACACGAGUGGGAUAUGUUGAUUUCUGAUUUGGAGUUGGUGGAAACAAUUGAUGGGUACUGUGAUGUGGUUUAUGGGACCUAUGAGCCAAAAUAUUUAAACUGGUGGAAAUCAAAGAAGGAUUUUGUCUUCUCCAGACAAUGGUUUCGUGGACAAGAUGGGGCAUAUAACAUUUUGCAGAGUCCUGCUAGUCACAAGCAAAAACCUCCAAGACAUGGAUAUGAGCGUACACAUAUCAACCCCACAACAUGGGAAAUAAAGAGGUUAAACACAUCAGAAUCUACUCCGAAGUGCAUUGUUACUCGCAUGGUGGAGAUCUCCCCAUCUUUCUGGGACAGAUGGAGGAGAAGGACCUCCUCAAAUUUUGAGAGAAGUAUCCCUUUUGCUCUGCUCAGCCAAGUAGCAGGUCUAAGAGAAUACUUUGCAGCAAAUCCAGCCAUCAGACCUGAUUUUCCUUCAACAGUAGUGAAGUCAAAAGUAUCUGAAUCCUUGAUCAUCCAGAGUGAACUUGAGUAUUCGGAACCUAAUGAUGAGUUCUAUGAUGCACUUGUUAGAGGAGAAUCCUUUGAAGGUGAUAGUGAUGAUGAUGAUAAUGAUGAUGAUGAUGUUACAACCCCGAAGGCUGGAAAGGUGAAGUUGAAGAACGUAUCAUGGGCCAUUGCAGGUUUAGCUAUGAAGCGAACUAAAGCUUCGCUUGAGAGGAGCGAAUUGGUUACAAAUUCUAUUCCCAUAGCUAUUGACACGAGCCAUUUCCAUGGCACCGUUCGACAAGCGAAAAGUGAAGAUGACCCAAAUUCUUGGAGUUCACCUGGUGGAGAGAAGUUUAUGAUAAGAGGGAAGGCUUACUUGACAGAUUACGCCAAGAUUGCUGGAGGUGAUCCUCUUCUAAAGCUUAUUGCAGUUGAUUGGUUCAAGGUUAAUGAGCGCUUUGACUCGGUUGCCUUGCACCCAAAAAGCCUUGUUCAGUCCGAAGCUGCAAAGAAGAUUCCCUUCAUACUGGUUGUAAAUUUACAGGUUCCAGCAAAACCAAACUAUAACUUGGUUAUGUACUACGCAGCAGAGAAGCCAGUGAACAAAGAUUCUCUCUUGGGUAGAUUCAUUGAUGGAACUGAUGCAUUUCGAGAUGCCAGAUUUAAGCUUAUACCAAGUAUUGUUGAGGGUUAUUGGAUGGUAAAGCGUGCAGUUGGGACGAGAGCUUGCCUUCUGGGGAAAGCAGUGACAUGCAAUUAUCUUCGACAGGAUAACUUUCUCGAGAUAGAUGUUGACAUUGGUUCCUCUUCUGUUGCACGGAGCAUUAUUGGCCUAGUCCUGGGAUAUGUGACAAGUAUCGUUGUAGAUCUUGCUAUUCUAGUUGAGGCAAAGGAAGAGAAAGAGCUGCCUGAGUACAUUCUUGGCACUGUUCGUCUAAACCGUGUAAAUCCUGAGGCUGCUGUACCAAUCUAA
Messenger RNA from Triticum turgidum subsp. durum (durum wheat), 2277 nucleotides. The record is from the annotation of a GenBank genome assembly. Lineage: Eukaryota; Viridiplantae; Streptophyta; Magnoliopsida; Poales; Poaceae.